UGCUACUAUUGAUUGUCACCUAUAAGCUUUGCAUAAUUAUAUUAGGGUUGCCAGCCACCACCUCAUCUUCAACCGUAAGUACCAAACCCCACAUACAUCAAUCACAGACUAUCUUGGACCAUACAAAAGCUUUCAUAAGAAAUUUCCGAUCAUCAUCAUCAUAUAUCUCUCAAUACACUCCUGUGUUAAUUAACACUAAUAUUCCUUUCACUUGAUAUUAAAGAAAUGCUCCUCACUUCACACCAGCUUCCUUGCCAUUUCGUUGCAGCACCUGAGACUCGCUGGCUUAUAAGCAAUAUUUACCUCGUUCUCUUCCGAUCGCUUUAUCUUCUUCACCCUCGUUCCAAGGGCUAGAAUUCUUCAUCUAGAUCACAAAUCCAUACGUACAGGGGUAUUCGCUCAGAUCGUCCAUCUUAAACUCGUCCCCAUAAGCUUCGGGUUUUGAUCAAGGUGUUUGGUUUAGGAGAUGGGAUUGAGUACUAAACAGGUUAGCAGUGAUGGCUUGGAUUGGAGCCAGAGCUUGUUGCAAGCACAAAGCUUUGAGCUGCCAAAAGCUCCUGUGGCGAGGCGGCAGCAGCAACAAAACCAGGAGCAACCGGAACAGUUGAAGUGUCCGAGGUGUGAAUCAACCAACACAAAGUUCUGUUACUACAACAACUACAACAAGACUCAGCCUAGGCACUUCUGCAGAGCUUGCAAGAGGCACUGGACCAAAGGCGGAACGCUGCGCAACGUCCCUGUUGGUGGCCAUGGCCGGAAAAACAAGCGCACCAGGAAGCCAAACUCUAGCGUCCCCGCCGCCAAAACCACCACAAACGGUGCUUGUACUAUUGCCACGUCGACUAGGGUCAGCAAUACCAACUUGGCAUUUGAUCGAACUUACGGUGUGCAAAGGGUUAGCCACUUGGGAAUUGAUGGAGAGCAAAGGCUCAACUCGAAUAUGGGAGUUCUUCUUCCUCAACAGGGUUUAAUCACCUCAAGUGAAUUGGAUAACCAUAUAUUUUCAUCGUCAUCAGUUUUAUGUACUACUAUUCCUUUUAAUUUUCUCCAAGCUGGUAGAGCUCAAGUACUGACCUAUCCCUUCUCAAGCUCCAGUACUUCAAGUUCCUUCGACACAAUCUCAACUUCUUUUCAAUCCCCAAAUGUUUGCUACGCGCAAGAAUUCAAAUCAAUGGAGGAGCCAACCAUCACAAGCAUCAUGCCAUCAGCAAACAUCACAAUCCCGCAGGCUCAUAAUUCAGGCGUCGGCAUGUACACGUCAAACGACUGGAACUGGGAGGACAUUGAAACCCUUGUUUCUACUGAUCUCAAUGUGCCAUGGGAUGAAUCUGAUAUGAACCCUUGAAAGGGUAUUAUUUACUUAACCACUCUAAUUAGUUAGUGGGUGUCUAUAGAGGUUAUUUUUUCUAUUUGAAUUGGGUUGGGUGUGUAUCAAACAGUGUCUUUCUAUGUUAUUAUCAAUUAUGUAUUUUGUGCUAUGAUCUUGAUCUUCAUGUGA
Argentina anserina (silverweed cinquefoil) is the source of this 1498-nucleotide messenger RNA. Its product is annotated as dof zinc finger protein DOF2.4-like. NCBI's taxonomy places the organism in Eukaryota, Viridiplantae, Streptophyta, Magnoliopsida, Rosales, Rosaceae. Gene Ontology annotation, biological process: regulation of DNA-templated transcription. The record is from RefSeq and is a predicted model, not a curated record. Bases 467 to 1345 code for a protein of 292 amino acids. Gene Ontology annotation, molecular function: DNA binding; DNA-binding transcription factor activity. The transcript has a single exon.